Mizuhopecten yessoensis (Yesso scallop) is the source of this 3219-nucleotide messenger RNA. Its product is annotated as urease subunit alpha-like. Gene Ontology annotation, molecular function: urease activity; nickel cation binding. Gene Ontology annotation, cellular component: urease complex. Gene Ontology annotation, biological process: urea catabolic process. The transcript is spliced from 22 exons. Bases 40 to 2613 code for a protein of 857 amino acids. The record is from RefSeq and is a predicted model, not a curated record. NCBI's taxonomy places the organism in Eukaryota, Metazoa, Mollusca, Bivalvia, Pectinida, Pectinidae.
AUAUACUUCUGAACUUGGAUCUUGUGAAUUGACGUCACGAUGAAGCUGUCUCCACGGGAACGGGAGAGCCUGCUGGUAUUCCAGGUUGGAUCUCUGGCCCAGAAACGUCUCGCCCGGGGGGUCAGACUCAAUCAUCCAGAGGCGGUGGCCCUUAUUGCGUCACAGAUCCAGGAGAUGAUUAGAGAUGGUCAUUCUGUAUCCGAACUAAUGGCUAAAGGAAGGGAGCUUCUAGGUUACAGACAAGUGUUACCGGGUGUAGCAAGCAUGAUAGGAGAUGUGCAAGUGGAGGGAACCUUCCAUGAUGGAACAAAAUUGGUGACAGUCCACAAGCCGAUUUGUCGACAAGAUGGUGACCUUGAACUUGCUUUAUAUGGAAGUUUUCUCCCAGUUCCCAGUAUGGAUUUGUUCGAUAAAAAUCUUCCGAAAGACGAGGCCUCCGACCAUUCUGUUGAUGCGCCCAUUAAUGUUGUUCCUGGCGAAAUGUUUGUUCCUGCUGGCGACCUUGAACUCAAUAAAGGUCGUAAGACUGUGACAAUCAAGGUAACCAGUACCUGUGACAGACCAAUUCAGGUUGGUAGUCAUUAUCACUUCCUUGAGGUUAACAAGGACUUGGCGUUUGACCGAGGGGCUGCGUACGGAAUGAGGCUGAACAUCCCAGCCGGAAAUGCAGUCCGAUUUGAGCCUGGUGAAACCAAGUCUGUCAAUCUGGUACAGGUCGGAGGUGAACAAGUAUUAAGAGGAGGUAAUGCUCUCUGUGAUGGUCCAAUGGACCCAGCUAAACUGAAGUGUAUUCUGAAGAAAGUACAAGAAGGACAAUUCCAACAUCUGCCCCAGCCUGAUGCCAAGUCGUCAACAAAGAAAUGCGUUAUACCUAGACAACAGUAUGCGUACAUCUAUGGACCUACAGUUGGAGAUAAGAUACGGCUGGGUGACACAAGCUUGAUAAUUGAGGUUGAGAAGGACUACACAGUGUACGGAGAGGAGCUAAAGUUUGGGGGAGGAAAGGUUAUGAGGGAGGGGAUGGGCCAGGCCGCUAACCGACCAAACAGGAGCUGGGAUGUCCUGGACACCGUAAUUACUAACGCUCUCAUUCUAGACGCUGUCACUGGAAUCGUAAAGGCGGAUGUCGGGAUCAAGGAUGGGAGGAUAGCAGGGAUUGGAAAGGCUGGAAAUCCGGAUAUAAUGGACGGGAUUACACCGGGCCUUGUAGUAGGUGCGGGGACUGAGGCUAUCGCUGGGGAGGGACUUAUUCUAACAGCUGGGGCACUCGACGCCCACGUCCAUUUUAUCUGCCCACAGCUGGUGCGAGAGGCAGUGGCCUCUGGGGUCACCACAAUGUUUGGCGGGGGCACCGGUCCAGCUACUGGUUCUAAUGCUACCACAUGUACCCCUGGACCUAACCAUAUCAGAGAUAUGCUGCAAAGCACGGAUGCCUUCCCGCUUAAUUUUGGAUUUACAGGGAAAGGUAACUCUUCUUUCUCUGGAGGUAUUGCCGCUGAUAUUGAGGAGCAGGUGAUUGCUGGAGCUCUAGGAUUGAAACUUCACGAGGAUUGGGGAACCACACCUUCAGCCAUUGACACCUGUUUAAGAGUUGCGGAUAAGUACGAUGUGCAGGUGACAAUCCACACAGACACACUGAAUGAAUCGUCAUGUGUUGAGCAGACCAUUAAGGCAUUUAAGGGUCGGACAAUCCACACGUACCACUCGGAGGGGGCAGGAGGAGGACACGCUCCUGAUAUUAUACGGGUGUGUGGAGAGAAGAAUGUCCUGCCAUCCUCCACGAACCCCACGCGACCCUACACUGCCAACACCAUUGAUGAACACCUGGACAUGCUCAUGGUCUGCCACCAUCUUGACAAAAAUAUCAAGGAAGAUGUGGCUUUCGCUGAAUCCCGUAUACGUGCCGAGACUAUCGCCGCCGAAGACAUCCUGCACGAUAUGGGGGCUAUAAGUAUCAUGGCUUCUGACUCACAGGCGAUGGGCCGGGUAGGUGAAACGAUCUGUAGAACCUGGCAAACAGCUGACAAAAUGAAGCUCUUCAGAGGAAGACUAAAGGAAGAAAAGGGUGAAAACGACAAUCUCCGAGCAAAACGAUUUAUUGCCAAAUACACCAUCAACCCUGCCCUGGCCCAUGGAAUGGCUCAUCUGAUUGGUUCAAUAGAGAACAAGAAAAUGGCUGAUCUUGUCCUGUGGAACCCAGAGUUCUUUGGGGCCAAGCCUGAAAUCAUUAUAAAAGGGGGCCAGAUUGCUUGGGCUCAGAUGGGGAUGCCAAAUGCAUCGAUUCCUACCCCGGAGCCCAAGAUGCAAAGGAAGAUGUUUGGGGCAUACGGCAAGGCAGUAGGGACACAUUCCGUGGUGUUUGUGUCACAGGCAGCAGUUGACAAGGGUGUAGUGAAGGGAUAUGGCCUGAGUAAAGGCAUUGAGGCUGUGCGAAGGUGUCGAGAUAUCAGCAAGGACGACAUGAUCCUGAACAAUUAUCUCCCCUUAAUAACAGUUGACCCAUGUUCCUACAAGGUGACUGUCAAGAGUUCAGACGACGACGAGACACCCGUCCACUUGACCUGUCCUCCCGCGCGCAGACUCGCACUGGCUCAGAGAUACUUUCUGUUUUAGUACGCUACACACUCUCUCUCUAUCAAUGAUCCUGCUCAGCAGGAGAAAAAACAUUGCACAUGUUUAAUGUCAACUGAGUCAAACAAGUAUAAAUCUCAUAGAAUGUAUCAUGAGUGGAAUAGGUGAAUUAAAUUAGAACGAUUCUAGUCCCAUUGAGGGGUAUCAGCAAAUCAUAUCAACUAUUAUUCAGGGACAUGUUUUCUUAUUCGGAAUCGUACCACUAGGAAACAAUAUCGGCACUCCCAGGGCCAAAGCUAGUUGUAUAUUAUGUAAAGUAAAAGAAGUAGUUAAAUUAAUUUUGAUUUUAUUCGACCUUUAAACAAAAAAAGGUCAAAUGGUCAGUUCAGCCAAAGGGGAAAUGAUGUUAAGCUUUAAAUAUAGUUUUACAGUUCUAGAAUCGAGUCGGUAUUGUAGUAUAUGGAUGUUCGUUAAAGUUUUUAAAGUUCAUGAAGGGGACACCGUAAUGGACUACACAUAGGGUGUCAAGUUAAAGUUGUUACUGUUCAUUUGGGGACAUCGUAACGGACUACACAUAGGGUGUCAAGUUAAAGUAGUUACUGUUCAUGAAGGGGACAUCGUAAUGGACUUCACAUAGGGUGUCAAGUU